Molecule: messenger RNA, 1966 nt
Organism: Ochlerotatus camptorhynchus
Lineage: Eukaryota; Metazoa; Arthropoda; Insecta; Diptera; Culicidae
Product: EF-hand domain-containing protein 1-like
Exons: 3
Coding region: 8-1966 (652 amino acids)
Biological process (GO): mitotic spindle organization; cilium-dependent cell motility; mitotic cytokinesis
Cellular component (GO): mitotic spindle; axoneme
Molecular function (GO): alpha-tubulin binding
Source: RefSeq, a predicted model, not a curated record
AAUCGCAAUGGAGGACCUACCGAAACUUCCCGGGAACGACUUUGUCAAUCGUCUGCGCCAGAAGCACCACGUCCCACAGAGCUUCAAGUACAUCAACGGCUACCCGAUCCCGGUGAAACCGAUCUGUGGCUUCGGUGGUGAACAGCUGAACGAAGAUUCCAUCUACUACUGCACGGACGAAACGGAUGCCGUCCUGUACGAUCCGAUUCUAACCUACGGACGCGUCCGGAAGCUACCGGUCAAACCAUACCGGCCACACUUUGUGCUGUACGACCAGAAGACGCUUAAGUUCAAUGCGUUCUUCCGGCAAGGCGUACCGGAAUCGCCGAAGGAAACCUUCCGCAUUCGGUACGUCAACAUUCUGUACUUUCUGGAAGAUGACACCAUGACCGUACUGGAACCGGUUAUCGAAAACUGCGGCUACCCGCAGGGUCGCCUUGUUCGGCGGGGUAAGAUCAUGAAAAACUGCCUGGGAGAGUUGUACAGCUGGAAGGAUCUGAACAUCGGAAUCGAUUUGGAGAUACAUGGGUACGUGUUCCAUAUUACGGAUUGUGAUCCGUUUACGAAGGAGUUUCUGCUGAGCAAUGGAAUCGAGUUGAACGAGAUGGAAUUCCCACCGCCGGAUCCGGCCAUGAACGAGAGGUCCAUCAGCGAGAGACAGACCUUCAAGCACCACAAGAUGUACCCGGUGCCGGAGGACAAACUGAGGAAAUAUCUGGAGUACCAGGGCAAAGUGCUGCAUUUCGAUUGCCUGCUGGAUAAACCGGACCAACCCGGAGGGAUAAGGAUGACCUACAAGCUGUUCUACUUCCUGGAAGACGACACGGUAUCGAUCAAGGAGCUGAAGGAGAAUCAGGAAGGGCGGGAUUACUUCCCGAUGCUGCUGCGGAAGCAGAAGCUGCCGAGGAAUUGGACGGAGAAAUCAGCCACCUACCCUUCGAUCUGUAUGGAGCUGUCCGAUCACGAAGUGUCCGAAUACUACUCGCCCAAGGACUUCCUCGUCGGUGCAACCAUUUUCGUCUUUGGACGAAAAUUCUUACUUCUGGACUGCGAUCGCUUCACCCGGAGCUACUAUGAGAAAGUUCUGAAAAUCAUCCAACCCGAUCCGGUCCGCAUGGGAAGCCCUGAACCUCGAACCCCUCGCAAGGAACUGCCCACCUACCUUGGUCUGGGUACCCCGGAGGAUUCGAUCGCAUCACAUCACAGUCUGGUUCCGAAAAGCCCCCGCAAAGAUGUCGUUACUUACUUGGUCAACAUGAACAAGUACCUUCGCUACGGUUGCAUACUGGACAAUGCCCACCCGGAGGAUACCAUCCGCAAGUUUGUGCUCAGUUUGUCCCUUGCGGAUGGAACACUUACGAUCAUGGAAUCUACUAUUCGUAACUCUGGCAUCCGUGGGGGACGGUUCCUAUCACCCACGAAAGUUUGGAAACCGGAUUGUAACCCGAACGUCCCGGAAUACUACACGGCAAGGGAUUUCUUCAUCGGGGCGAUCAUUAUCGUUUACUCGCAUCGGUUCAAAAUCGUUAGCACGGACCUGUAUGUGUACCGGUACAUGCAAGCCCAUCCGGAAAUGUUCGCUUCGAGUGCGAUGGAAACUGUUCGAAAUUAUCUUCUAUCGGAGGGACACCUGAGAGAUGAUUUGAGACAAGCUAUCGAAGAGGACUGCCAACGGUAUGGACCACCACAGGCACCGGAAGUAGAACCAAACAACGAUAAAGGAGUGGGUGAGGUUGACAAACGGCUGCAUGACUUCAAGCUGGAAGAUGCUAAGAUGAAGGAAACCCCACUUCCAGCCUUGGUUCAAGCCGACAGGCAUCAAUGUCCAUCUCCGAUCAUUCCAGAUGAGGAAAUCAAAAAGACCUACCACUCGAACGAGCAAAUGGAUCUGUUGCUGCAAGGACAGAUUGAGGGCGAGGACGUGGUCAAAAUGGGCAAAAUAGUACGAUUUGAGGAUGGUUGCUAA